CACUGCUGAGGACUGACACCAAGUCUGUGGACUUUCACAGAGGACGAGGACAAGCAAGAAUGAAACUCGAAGCUCAACAGAGCGACUGUCGCACCAAGACAUGAGUGAUGGACAGCACGUGAUGGGAUGCCACACGCGCCCAAGAUUCGAGACCAUCUUGGGCUGGCGCUGAUGUCACUUGUCGUGCUUGUCAGGGUGGCUAGCGGCAUCUGAUGAGCACCAUCCGUCAUGCAGCUGUGGCAUGAGUCGGCGUGGGGAGUGCCAUUGGAGGCCCAGCAUUGGACACAUGCCACCAGGCGGGUGAUUGCAAACAACAGUGAAUAGCUGCAAUAUCGUCAACAACAGAAUCUCCACCGAAGGAGAGUGCAAAUUGGGGCGCAGUCGUUGGCAUUGUAGUAUUCUUCCAGCAAGCGGCAUUUCGGAGGUUCUAAGAACGCAAAAUCUCCGUCUGAGCAUUCCACAGCCGGGUGCUAAUAACAAACGAACAGAAGAGCGCAUUCUCCAAAUUGGCUCGUCCCAAUCAGCCACAUCAUCAUUAUUCGGCUAUCGUGAUCGCCAUCAUACAACCUCAGUUCCAGUUCAUCAACAAGCACUCCAGGGUAAAACUCAGCAAGGCUAUUUAUACGCAGUAGACUUUCUUUGUUCUCUUGUCGAGGCUGUUGGCCGCGUCCGUCUGACAGGGGCUGUCCCGGCUCGUCGGUUGACGGUUCGGUUGGGCUGCUGGGAAAUUUUAGGUACCCCUUGGCCCAAUCUCUUAGCGGAGUGACUUUUGACGCCCUCUGACUGCAUGGUUGGACACGUUGAUUACCAGGCGCACAGGCACCCCCUUCCCACUCUCUCUGUCAGCUCCCCCGACCCCCAUCCUGCCUGCCUCUUCAGGUAAAAUUGCGCCCAUGACAUUCGGCAGCUGGAAACAAACACGCGUCCUUCACUGGACUUGACUGUGCAAGCUGCAUUGAUCAGUUCAGGACCGCUGGGGAUCAAGUCUUGCUCUCACGUCGCCCGAAACGAACCGAACCGAACUUGCCAGACCCCUCGGACACGGAAACUCGAUACUUCGUCAUAAGUAAUCCCACGAUAGCCUCCUGCACCCGCACCCGCACCCGCACCCGCACUCGAGAGACGGCAGGCAUCUCUCGACGCCUUCUCACCAAACAUGAAUACCAUCCAGCAAAAGUGUCGGCCGAAGCAUCAGGUCCUCGUCUUGAAGUGCUACCCGCGAACAGCCAAGGGAGCUGUUGACGUCAAGCCCAACUCGAGCGAGCUCAGUUACCUGCUAUUCUAUGCCCAAUCACGGCGCUCCAAGAUCCAGAAAGUUGGCAGCUUUCUGGAGAAGAAAACAGCCAGCGAUGUAUACCGGCUGAGGAUAGGUAAUGUCCAAGUGACGCUCGGCAUCCUCACGGCCUUGAUCGAAAAGACGCCCAAGGAUCUUCCCCUGUUUGCGUCAUGCGUUCUCAACAUCCUCGACCAAAUACUCAAGUCCAAUGAUAUCACCAUGGUCGAGUCGUCCCUCCCCACGUUUGAGGCAUUUUGCGAGCAUCACGACCCAACUUCACUGCUGGGUGACCAGGCCUAUCUCCGCCAAUAUCUGUCUAUAGUUCAGCGAUAUGCCUCCUUGGCCUCAACCCGUGCGAUCCCCGGCAAGCUCGAGCCUAGUAAGCCAUUGGCGCUGCGGUGGAGGAACUCGGGUCUGGAAGCCAUCAAGAGCGUUGCCUCGUCCGAGGCCCUGUCCUCGGUCACUACUCAGCAAUACAGCGUGGCUAUUCCCAUGGUAUUGGAGAAUCUCUGGACGGAUAAUGAAGACUUUUUGGAUAUUCUGCACCAGCGAGCAGAAAUGGACGACAAGAUAGGAGGCUCGCCACUGCUAAGGAGGCGGACGAGUAUCGCUACAGUGCAAACAGCCGGGACAGAUGGGGAGCCAAACCCUAUUGCGCUUGCCGGGACGGCUGUCGACGCGGACAAGCUGGCAGAGGAGGAUAUUGGUGUUCUGGCCAUGCAAUGCCUCAAGGAGAUCUUUGUGGCCCCAAACCGGCCCCAGAUCCAUGCGGCAACUCUGGCUGUGUUGAAAUUUAUCGAGGAGCGAGUGAGCCAACGCGAGCCGGUGGUGAGGACCGAUAUGCACGGAAAGGACAGCGGGUGGGCCAUCAAGAUCUUCUUGCUGGCUGCUCGCUGGACGCCGGUGGCCGAUCGAUUCACCAUCCUGAUAACAGCAAUGGACACACUCGCUUCAUAUCCGCUGACCGAUGAAACCCUGGAGCAGCAUAUCGUGAUGGCGGCCAUCAUCGGCGCACUUCUGCGGUCUGACAUCAACCUGAUCGGCCUUAGUGUUAUGGAUAUUCUGCUUCAGUUCAUUGCUCACAUUCGACGGCUCGUUCAAAUGCCAGGGGAUCCAAACAGCAUGAGAAGCGAGCCUCUCAAGCCCGGCAUGCCAGACCCGCGUUCGCCGGCGACUCUCGAGUUUGCCGAGAAGCUUGAUCGAGCGGCCGACGAGCGCAAGAACCUGCUUCUUCGACUGCAAGAGUGCAUAGGAGACUUGGCCACGCAUGUUUACUACGCGGACCAGAUCUCUGAUAUGAUCGCUGCAAUUCUUGCCAAACUCAAGCCUGCGAGGUCGAAUAGUAUUUCUGGAUCUCCACAGGGCGAGAAGGCGGACGGAACCCCUGGGUCAUCGGCGAACGCGCUUGCCGACGAGCAGCACAUCGACUCUCUCUUCGCUCUUACCGUUGCAAAGAUAGCAGCUCUGAGAGCCAUCAAGUCUAUUCUGCUGGUGGCAAAUCCGAGGAGCAAGAUGAGUGGCAAUGUCGGGCUUUCCAGAAACCACGUGCCUGUUUCUACAUGGGAUGGCACUCAAUGGCUGCUGAGGGAUCCAGAUGGACUCGUGCGCAAGGCAUAUGCCGAUGCUUUGGUGACCUGGCUUGACCGAGAGACCACCAGCGCCGAUGGGAAGGUCCGCGAUGAGACGGCGAGAUCGGCCGUGAAGAACAGGGAUUCUCAGGCGGCAUCGCUUGCGAGGAGGGCCGUCUCGAGCGCUUCUGCUCGGGAGAAGCCGGUCAAGACGCCACGGUCACAAUUCCUGCAGCUCAUCCAUCUUGCCAUAUAUGACAAUGCUGUCCAGUAUGUCGACUACGAGACUGACAUGGUUUUGCUUCAUGUUCUGCUCGCCAAGUUGGUCAACCGGCUCGGCAUCAACUCUGUCAGAUAUGGUCUGCCCAUGAUCUUCCGGCUCCAGGAGGAUAUCCAAGAUGCCGAGACGCCGAUUCAAAAGGUUCGCAUCGGCAGCUUGGUCCAUGGCUAUCUGUGGAUCUUGACCGAGAAGUUCGAGUUCGACGGCGUGCCUGUUGGGAGAGCUAUCCACAACGAGAUUGUGCGCCGCCGCAGCAAGAACUUCUGGGUGGAAGGCAUCAACGUUCCGGUUCCUGUGAUGGAGCUGGUGGGGACACCUGGUAUGGCCCGGCCGCAGCCAAGGUUACCGCUCAAGGAGAUCGAAUCCGAAGCGCUGCUUCCCUUUGAUGAGCGUGACGCAUUGGUUGAUGCGGUGUGCGCUGGCUAUCAGACGUUGACUACCUCGCCGCCUACGAGCCCGGCCGCUAGCCCCGGCAGGAGCUUUACUCACCCCAUGCUGGGUGUUAACCUGAACGCGAUCCCAACCAUCGAGACGGAGAACAGGGUUCCAGACCAUGUUCGCGAGCAAAUGCAUAACGAGUGGAGCCGUGAUAUUGUCUUGGCAGCUGUUCAGAAUACUAGCAAAUCCGCCUCUCUCGCCGGGUCGCGAACCACUGGCACCCGUAAUGGAACUGGCGGAGGCCUUGCAGUCAACGGCAACGGUCUUCGUCCAGACCGCAUGUCUCCUCACGGCAGCAAGACGAACCUCCGUCCUUCCACAUCGCCUGCGGGUCUACGAAAGUCGAGCUUGCGUAGUGGCCACUCGCCAGCCCGGACCUACACAACUGAUGGUAAGGAGCAGGUGACCUCGGUAGAGCAGCUCAAGCUUGUCUUGUCUGGCCAUCUUCAGCCACCAUCUACCUCGCAUGGCGCAGGGUUCCAGCCGCAGCAUGACGAUUCAAGCAGCGACAGCCUUGUCAGUUAUGAUCUGACACCGAGCGAGCUUUCGUUCAACCCUCCUGUUGCUGGCGAGAUGGAGACAGUGCCAGAGGGAGCUGGUCUGGAGCUGGACAAGGUUCCCACCUACCACGAGCGCAAGUCUUCUCUUCCAGGGGGGCCUCUCAGCUCUCACCCGACGCACGAGGAGGAUGAGGAUCAAGACGGGAGAGUACCUCCGGUACCGAAGAUUCCGGAGGGUGUGCCGGGAGUUCGGGUACAUAAGACAUCGGCUCAUGAUUUUGCGACCCUACCGAGGCCAUCAACGUCGAAGCGGAGCCUCAAGAGCCGAGGUGGCGGUCAGGAUCGGUCGCUCUCGUCAUCUUGGAUGUCGGCCGAGGAUAAGCUGCCGGUGAUGGAUCUCCAGGCGUUGUUGAAAGGGAUUGACAGUCAUGGUGGAGACCAGCAUUUGGGGGGCAUCACGAAGCCUCCUUACUAG
Molecule: messenger RNA, 4537 nt
Organism: Podospora pseudocomata
Lineage: Eukaryota; Fungi; Ascomycota; Sordariomycetes; Sordariales; Podosporaceae
Gene: EFR3
Product: plasma membrane localization protein
Exons: 2
Coding region: 1157-4537 (1126 amino acids)
Biological process (GO): protein localization to plasma membrane
Cellular component (GO): plasma membrane
Source: RefSeq, a predicted model, not a curated record